AAUUUCUACUGUAUUUAUUUGAUAACAUGCAUCCCUGCUAUGAAUCAGAAAAUGCCACUUAUACUUUUACAAACAACCCUUCCAUUGCCUGUGUUAUAUUGUAUAUUUUCCUUGGUUCAUUGUCUGUUGUCACAAUAUUCGGAAACCUUCUUGUAACAAUUGCCAUAAUUUACUUCAAACAGCUUCACACGCCUACUAACUACCUCAUCCUGUCUCUGGCUGUGGCUGACCUGCUUGUAGGAGUUUUAGUUUUCCCUUUCAGCAUGGCCUUCACUGUUACUUUGUGUCUGGAUCAUGAAGAUUUAUUUUGCAAAAUACGCGAUAGCUUUGAUGUGUCACUAUGCACAUCUUCUAUUCUAAACUUGUGCUGCAUUUCCAUAGAGAGAUAUUAUGCAGUUUGUCAGCCUCUGAAUUACAGAUCAAAAAUAAAUACUCAAGUUACAAUGUUUAUGAUACUGGUGAGCUGGGGCAUUUCUGUAUUAAUUGGAAUUUGCAUUAUAAUUGCAGGAUUCAGCCAAGGUAUGUGUGAAGAAGUGUGCUCUGUUGAUGUUGUAAUUGCAAACACUAUGGGACCUGUUUUCUCAUUUUACCUUCCAGCAAUCAUUAUGCUUUGUAUAUACCUAAAGAUUUUCCUUGUUGCACAGAAACAAGUAAGCACCAUCCAAAAUGCAAUCUGUACAAAAUCUGGAGCAACUAUUAGUAAGCUAGAAAGAAAGGCCACAAAAACGCUGUCUAUUGUCAUGGGAGUGUUUCUUUUAUGUUUGAGUCCUUACUUUAUUUGUGUUGUCUUUCAGCCUUUAGCUCAUAAUCCCCCACCGAUUCCUGUGAUUGAAACACUUAACUGGCUUACGUUGUCAAAUUCAAUGUUAAAUCCAUUAAUUUAUGCUUUCUUUUAUAGCUGGUUUAGGUCAGCUUACAGAUUGAUUGUUUCUGGAACAAUACUUCAUUGUAAUUUGGCUAACUCAAAAUUGUUUUAAUUUUAACAGCCAUGAAUGUGUAUAUGUGUGUAAUAGCCAUGAACGUGUGCAUAUGUGUAACAACCAUGAAUCUGUAUAUGUGCAUCCAGGGACUAAUUCAGACUACUCUGGACUUUAUCUUCAACAUCAGCUAAAGUUUCUCCGUCAGCCCUUGGCACUUCUCUAUUUGUCUCAAGGUCUUUCCUUCAGACAUUGCUGUACACUGGGAUCAUCUUACUUCUUCUGCUCCUUGUCUGAUUGGUUGACCAGCAGCUGCUUGUUUGUUUGGAACUUGAAGUCUCAACCACAUUAAAG
Molecule: messenger RNA, 1271 nt
Organism: Oreochromis niloticus (Nile tilapia)
Lineage: Eukaryota; Metazoa; Chordata; Actinopteri; Cichliformes; Cichlidae
Product: trace amine-associated receptor 1-like
Exons: 1
Coding region: 27-977 (316 amino acids)
Biological process (GO): G protein-coupled receptor signaling pathway
Cellular component (GO): membrane
Molecular function (GO): trace-amine receptor activity
Source: RefSeq, a predicted model, not a curated record